This is a messenger RNA of Chondrus crispus (carragheen), 1077 nucleotides long. RefSeq lists its product as hypothetical. The transcript has a single exon. Gene Ontology annotation, cellular component: preribosome, large subunit precursor; Las1 complex. The coding region runs from base 1 to 1077 and encodes 358 amino acids. Gene Ontology annotation, biological process: maturation of LSU-rRNA; maturation of 5.8S rRNA. Lineage: Eukaryota; Rhodophyta; Florideophyceae; Gigartinales; Gigartinaceae. The record is from RefSeq and is a predicted model, not a curated record. Gene Ontology annotation, molecular function: endonuclease activity.
AUGGGAGGAACGCGAGUGUUACCAUGGGCAGAUUGGUCGGAAUGGAAUGAACUCCGAGACAUGAUCCAUAGCGGAACAACGGAGCGCGCCGCUAAGCGGGUUGCCCUGUACAGACUGCGCCGGCGGGAUGCAGUCCCAAUUCGGAUGGCAAGCACUAUAACGUUAAUGAGGCAGCUUGAAAAUCCUGAUCCAGAUCCUUACCUGCAACGUUUAGCUCUUUCUAUGACUUUGAUAAGACUAGUGAACGGAACUACGGAUCAACUGCAACCACGAGGUGAAAGGUCGAUAGCACGAAGCGUCUAUUCUCUAGCAGUUGAUCUUAAACUCCCGCUUAUACUCGUUGAAAUUCGGCACCAGGCCAGUCACAACGCCCUUCCGCGGCUUUCUGUACUAAAGAAAGCCGCUGAGAAAGCCCUCGUAUGGCUUGAAGAAAAUUACUGGGAGCCUCAGAGGAAGGGCAUAUCUUCCGCUCUUGAAGGUACUGCAACUGGGAUUAGGAAAGUCUUCGGGGCUGCGACAGAUGAUAUGAACUAUGAGAUUCUCAAGAAUGGACCCGAAGAAAUCGCAUCAACAGCUGUGACCGAGGGUGGGUAUGAGACUCCUAUUCAUCAUUCAGUGCUUGACAGAAUGAGGGAGCUGUCCGAGAAGCUAGAAUGCAAUGCGGGAAACAAGAAGAAGACUGUGCCAACACAGCACAGGACUACAGAUAGACCGCGAUGGGCGUUGUGUAAUAAUCACGAAGCCUGGAGGAUCACUCCAUUGGGGCUUGUUCCUGGUCAAACCCGAUUCACCCAUCUAGUGAGCGUUGAGACAAGACCACAGAAUUCAAUGGAACAGGAAAGCCGUGGGUUCAUCGAGAUGGAACAAAACGAAACCGACGAGAAUCAUCCCCGAAUAGCUUCAGCUACCAUUCGGAAACGUGAUGGGUGCGAAAGUGAAGCAGAUCGCCCUCAAAAGGCCAGAAAGCGUUUUUCUGCAGAAGAAGAAUCGUAUAUGGCGAGAAAAAAAGAAGAGUUCAACUCUUUGCUUCAGGAAACUCAGUGUUCUAUAGGCGAAACCAUUGUGCCAAGCACAUGA